Procambarus clarkii (red swamp crayfish) is the source of this 7879-nucleotide messenger RNA. The record is from RefSeq and is a predicted model, not a curated record. Lineage: Eukaryota; Metazoa; Arthropoda; Malacostraca; Decapoda; Cambaridae.
GUGCUUGGAAUCACUUUUGGAUCUUUGUUUGGAGGACGGGCUGGGAUCGUCGUUUAGAGUCGCGUAUAAAGUAUUUUUAAUUCAAAAACACUGAGUUUGGCGUCUGGAUUAACGAUCAUUUGGCCAUUGCUCGUGAGGACGGGUUGGUAGACAUGACUGGUCCUGGUUGUUCAGCUCUUCAUGCUUAUCUCCCCUCCCUUCCUCCGUGCGGCGUGGACCUGCUGGCGGUGCGGCAGCACGAGCUGGUGGUGGCUGCGGAGGCCGCCGGCGGCCACACCGUACACACCAUGGUACAGGUGAGAGUCGCUGACGUCAACGACAACCCGCCCUACUUCCUCAACCCGCAGCCGCAGGUCACCGUCGUUGAGGAGGACGACCGCCACCUCCCAGCGACCAUCGCUAAGGUGGAGGCGGUGGACAAGGACUGGAUGGAUCAUCACGGACUGCUCUAUACUGUCAGAGGCGACGGAGUUGAUGGUCACCCUCACGACGACGCCUUCUUCUCCAUCAACUCCCUCACAGGAGAGUUGAUCCAGUUGAGGGCUUUGGAUCGCGACCCGCCCCGGGGAAAGGAGGUGUGGAGGGUGAGGGUGCAGGUGCGGGAUGGCCAGGCCCUCUGGAGCAGACAGGCCAUGGACCAACUUCUCGCUGCCAAAUCUAAGAACGAGAACGAAGCCAAGAAAGCAAAGUCAAACGAAAGACGAAGAAACAACGGUGAUAAAUCAAAUAAAAGAAGAUCAAAGAGAGAAAAUACGAUAGAAGGACCUGUUGGCGUAAGAGAAAGCAACAGAGAAAAUAAUUAUGCAGUGGAAAAGUCUAUUGACGAGACGCUAGAAAUAAGAGAAGAAGUGGAGCUUCCCGGACACACGUUGAUAUCCUCGGGGACUGGUGUCGCUAGCCAAGCGUCGGGUGCAGAAGUUCGCGGUGGAACAGAUUUGUCAAACGAAUCCCAAUAUUUAAGACGGUAUCGAGUACCAGCUGGGAGUAAGUCACGGAGGAGGUCUAAGCUCGCGUCAACAGAGCAGCAAGCAAGUGGCGGACAUCAGCUGGGAACAACCAGAGACGCUGGCAAUCCUCACAUGAAAAUGAAGUUUGAUUCAGGUGGAACUGACAAUCUCACUAACAUAAGACACACAGAAAAUGAAUACACUAGUGGAAGUAAAGUCAAAAUCCCAUAUAACGAGGUGUUAGGGAGAAAAAAUGGUGCUGCAAUGGACAAAGUAAAGGAUCCAAGUAGCCGCUCCACCACUGGAACACCACUAAGCCCACGUUCAGCAAUUAAGCUCAGGCAAGCACACGCAAUUUCCACCGACAUAAAUUUACACUCAAAUGAACAGACUCUCACGACUUUACAAUUUUAUCAGGAGUCCAAUAUCAGUGACUAUAAACACAAAAAACGUGGCUUAAAGAGCACUUCUCAGUUCUCGUAUCACAACUCGGUAUCCCACACUUCGAGAGAAACGACAGAAUUUAAAUCAAGCAAAACGCUGUAUUUCGUACCUAUCGGCAAUGAAACCCCAGACAUCGUGAGGUCAGGGAAAGACAAAAAGAACAAUUUACUUCGCAUACAAACAUCUGCAUUACCAGCUAAUGGUUUGGAACCCACAAUAAAACCUGAGGCCGACAGUAAACUCACACAAGCUGAAAAUUCAGCUCAUAAGUUUAAGCCAGCUGCACGUUUGGGUAACAGAAUAACAAAGAGGACUCCAGCUGCUUCGGUAGUUCCUCAGUCGACCACCGCGCCCUCCAGAGGGAGAAGGUCGACGGGAGAACAGCACUAUGAGCUGGGCAGCUUCAGUACAGACAGCGGCUGUGACGACCCGGGGAGCAGCAGCAGCAGCAGCAGCAAGGCAGAGCCCACGGGGCGUCGUCUGGACGGCAGCAGUGUACAGGUGGUGGCAGGGUCGAGGGUCCACGUGGCGGAGACGGUGGUGAUGGUGGUGGUGAAGGAUAUCAACGACAACUCUCCCGUCUUCCCCAACGCUACCAUGUUCGGGGAGGUCCAGGAGAACGGCCCCAUAGACCUGUCAGUGGCCGUCAUCGCUGCCUGGGACGCUGACGACAUCUCUGAGGGCACCAACGCCAGGAUCACCUACUCCAUAGCCAAGAACGUCGUCUAUGAGCCCACGGGAGAGCCCAUCUUCUCCGUGCAUCCAGCCACAGGCCUCAUCCGCACCGCCAUCUGCUGCCUGGACAGGGAAACCACUCCAGAGUACGAGAUCCAGGUGGUGGCGGUAGAUGGUGGCGGCCUCAAGGGGACGGGCGUGGUGGUGGUGCGGCUGGUGGACGUCAACGACAACUGUCCCAGACUGGAACACUCACUCUGGGACCUGGAGACCGACGAGACCCGGGGCCAAGGUCCCCCAGACAACUCCACCCUCCUCCACCUCUCCGUCCUCGACAGUGACACAUCCAACUACUUCUUCUACAGGGUGGUGGAGGCGAGUGGUUGGGGAUGGGAACACUUCGGCGUCAGGACGGUGGGCGCCGAAGGGCAGCUCUUCGCCAGACAGACGCUCGACUACGAGGACGAGACUCACCGCCGGGGUUUCCGGUUCAUGGUCCAGGUGACUGACAAGGGUCGCGGGGGGUGGAGGGACCCCCGUCACAUGGACGCCGCCUGGGUCACCGUCCGCCUGAGGGACCUCAACGACAACCCGCCUCACUUCCACCGUCUGCACGCCCACGUUACUGUCAAGGAGGAUGCCGCCCCCGGCACUCUCCUGGCCGCCCUCCCCGCCCACGACCCUGAUAUGGGUGGAGAGGAGGGUGUGGAGUACCGUGUGGAGGGGGCGUGGGGCGCCCUCAGUGUGGACUCUGAGGGAGGAGUGAGCUUGCGUCGCGCCCUGGAUCGCGAGGCUCCGGACGGAGCUAUAGGCGUAGCCAAGAUCGUGGGCGUGGACCACGGGCGGCCGCCCCUCACUGCCACUGCCACCCUCACCAUCACAGUCACCGACGUCAACGACAGUCCGCCCGUCCUCCUCCCGCCCACACUCUUCCAUGUGACCGAGGGCGCCGCGCCCACGCUCCUGGGCGCCCUCACUGCCACCGACCACGACGUGUGGGCGUUGGGGCACGGCCCGCCCUUCAACUUCUCCUUGGCGCCCACAAACCCCGCCCACGUCCUCGCCCACAUCUCGCUCAAGUUCGACCCUCACCUGGACAGUGGUCGAGGCGGGGCCGAGGUAUGGACAGUGGGCCCCGUGGACAGAGAGGAGCACCGUCAGCUGCUGGUGGGGGUGGUGGUGGCUGACGCGGGCGGGGUGUCCGCCACCCACACAGUCACAGUCAUCGUCGACGACAUCAACGACAACCCCAUGAAGCCUGGAGCCAAGACCGUCUACCUCUGGAAGACCCAGGGCGGCGGGUCGGACGCACCGCUGGGCCGGGUGUUCGUGGACGACCCGGACGACUGGGACCUUGGGGACAAGACGUUCCGCUGGCUGGGGUCCCCACACCCGCUCUUCUCCCUCAACACCAACACUGGUGACCUGUUCGCCUCCAGCCAGGUGAGGGAGGCCAGGUAUGAGCUGCAGUUUGCUGUGAGUGAUCAGCUGUGGGGUCAGCGAGACGUAGAGGCCAACGUGACUGUGGCUGUGAGGAUACUGACGCCCGACGCCCUUGCCCACGCCGCGCCCAUCACCCUCACGCCCACCACUCCCGCCCACCUCGCCAGGGGAUGGACGCCAGAGCUGGGUGGGGGCGGCCUGGGACGAGUGAUACAAGGUGUGCUGAGGGUGGUGGGCGAGGCCGCCCACACUGUGGAGGUGGUGAGCGUCUACACCCACCGGGACCGCUCCCGCCCUCACCACCCAACCCACUCCUCGCCAUAUACAAGCCCCCGCCCGCACGCCAUUCAUGUUACGACCACAAAUUGGGUGCGCCCCAUCAGUCAAGCCUCGUCCGCCUGCGUGUGGGUGAGUGUGAGGGAGCAGCCGGCUGAGAGCUUCAUGGACCCGAUCAAGCUGCUGGGCCUCCUGGCCCUUCACUCUCACCAGAUAGAGGCGGCCACCAAUCUGAAGGUGGUAAUUGAGUCCCCGACCACUGGGUCUGGUGGAGGGGCUGACGGCCUUCAGGAAGACCCGGCCCUCCACCACACUCUCCAUCACUCUGGCCCUCCCGACCCUUCCUCGGCCGCCUCUCGCGCCUCCACCACACUCCCUCUCCAGGUGAUCGACACCAACGUCACGUCGCUGGUCACCCCGCUCCUCGCCCACACCCACGCCUGCCACGCCCACGACCCGGAGACUUGCACGCCAACCUCUUGCCUCAACGGUGGCCGCUGUGUCGGCUCUCCUGGCGGUAAAAGGUGCGUGUGUCCAGAAGGGUCGUGGGGGGCGCGGUGCAAAGUGCUGGCCCGCACCUUCACAGGCGACGGGUGGGCGUGGGUCCGCCCGCUGCCUCCCUGCUUCCCUACCACCAUAUCUCUCCGGCUCCUCACACGCCGUCCCCACGCCCUCGUCCUCUAUUCCGGCCCUCUGGCGACCGUCCCACGCCACCCGGACGACCCACCCACGCCCAUGCUUGCUCUACAAGUGUGGCGUGGGCGUCCUCAGCUGCUGCUGGAGGGAGGCGCCGAAGCUCUCAAACUGGAGGUCAACCGCACAGUCAACGACGGUGACUGGCACACCAUCCAUCUUCACCUCCACGCUCACGGUACAGCGAUGAUGGUGGACCUGUGUGGCGACCUCCAGGGAUGGGACAACGACACACGGGACGACUCCCGCUGCCUGGCUCAAGAGUCCUGGACUGAUGCUGUAGACGUAAGUGCUUGGCUGGGAACCGGGCCCCUGCAGAUAGGAGGACUGGCACACACGCCUCCUAGCCCCGCCCACCACGGAUGGCGUGAGGCGCCCACGCCACGCCCACUAGACGGCUGUGUCUCCCAUCUCACACUCAACAGUCAGCUGGUGGACCUGGGAGAGCCAGCCUACAGCAGGAACACCGCAGGCGGCUGCCGACCUCAAAAUAAAGCCUGCAGGGAAGCCAUGGGUGGCUGUGGACACCGCGGCCAGUGUAUGGGUGGCUUGAACCUGCCGGAGUGUGAGUGUGACCCAGGGUGGACGGGACCCGCCUGCACCACGCCCACAGUUCCUGCCACCUUCGGCCCUUCGUCUUUUGUGAAGAUGGCACUCUCUUUCACGCCUGCGUCUCAGAUGAUGACGGCACAACUGCGUCUGAGAACCCGAGGCUCCCGUCAGGGCCUUCUGCUGCACAUGGCAUCUCGUCAGCAUUCUUCAGCAUUCACUCUACAUCUCCGAGGUGGCGUGGUUUGCGCCACGGUGUCUGGGGCAGGGUGGGCGGCGCGGGCGGCGUGCGUGGAGGGGCGGCCGGUGGGUGACGGCGCCUGGCACACCGUCAGGGCGGAGCAUCACGGCCCCAACCUGGUGGUGAGCGUCGACGACGGCGACUUCUGGCGACGCAACGAGUCCCUCAUCUUGCUACGGGAGGGUGACGAAGGAGGCGGCGAAACACUCACGCCUAUCGACUUAAGUGAGGGCGUGAGUGUGGGCGGCCUGCCUGAACGUGUGGGCGUCGCAGUAGUCAAUGUGUUGAAUGACCUCACAAACAGCUGUAUCGACGACGUACGUGUCUCAGGCCGUCAGCUGCAGCUGCCACCAGCUGUGAAUGGCAGCAGGUGGGGUCAGGUGACCAGCUGGCAGGGUCUGGAGCCUGGCUGCACCGCCCCUGAUGCCUGCCUCAAUGCCACCUGCGACGCGCCCCUCUCCUGUGUCUCCACCUGGGGCACCGCCACCUGCAGCUGUGGUCCAGGAGAGCAGGUGGUGGGAGGCGCCUGUGAGGACGUGGACGAGUGCGCAUGGCGGCCCUGCCUGCAUGGCGGCUCCUGCUACAACCUGCGGCCCGGCUUCCAGUGUGUCUGCGGCCCGGGCCACACAGGCGAUCAUUGCCAGUGGACGGAAGUGGCCACCGCGGGCCACCCACUAGCGGCCCCUGUGGCCAUCGCCGCCCUUACAGUGUCACUACUACUUCUGGUGGUGAUGGGAGUGGUGAUCUCUGUCAGACUACGGCGACAGUGGCUGGUGCGUGGCGCGGGAGCAGGGCGGCGGGCCGUCCAGGGCAGCACCGUGGUCGACGUCAAGGAUGCGACGCGCUGCAUUCAACAGGGAGACCAUCAACACAAGGCUUUCCUGGAGUGUUUGCAUCUCAGACUCUCUCAUGCUCAAGCUACUUCCAUCGGAAAAGAGGAGCGACUUCCCCAGAGUCCAAGCACCCCGUACGCCACUGGAGUCCGUGUCAGCGCCGGUGUUCCUGGAGCUGGGGUCGUGUCUGUGAGUGCUGGGGUUCCGGUGGGGGGCGUGUUGGCAGGCAGAGAACUGAGAGGCUCCGACUCCCUUCCAGCCAAGGACGACCUUCGAGCCUACGCCUACGAGGGAGACGGAUCAUCUGCCGGGUCUCUGUCCUCAGCAUUAUCAGGUCUUCGGGAAGAGCAGCCUGACGAAGGAAGCAUGAAGCAGAUGGCCCCAGGGUUCCUCGAGGUCAUGGAUUUACUCAAGAAUUUGCCAGAAGCAUCAAUGUCUCCUUUACUGCUGUCAAAAGGCGUCGAUCAGACAAUGAAUACAACAGAAGCAACGUCGGUUAAGACUCGAGGACAGAAUCUAACUCAUUUGUCGACAAAAGGCGCAGUUUACUCCAUGAUGAGUAAAGCCGCUGCUGCUGCAGAUACCAAGACAACUGCUAAAGCUUCUCCCCAACAUAUCCCGGCGACUUGUGAGGAACAAACUACAGUGUGUUGAAACCAACCAACAAAUUAAAGGGAUCCGAGAACAUUAAAGGCGUUAGCGGGGGAAAAAAAAUUAGGAUUUUAAAGGUGUUGGCGGUAUUAAAGGGUAAUGUAAAUUCAACGUGAAAUUACCGUUAUCAACGUGAAUUCAACGUGAAAUUACCGUUAUCAACGUGAAUUCAACGUGAAAUUACCGUUAUCAACGUGAAUUCAACGUGAAAUUACCGUUAUCAACGUGAAUUCAACGUGAAAUUACCGUUAUCAACGUGAAUUCAACGUGAAAUUACCGUUAUCAACGUGAAUUCAACGUGAAAUUACCGUUAUCAACGUAAAUUCAACGUGAAAUUACCGUUAUCAACGUGAAUUCAACGUUACUCAUUUUGUGACUAUUGAAUUAAACCUAAUGCAAUUAUCAAGUGUGUUUCAGCACAAUAGGCUCACAAUAUGCGGAAAUAAGCUAAUUGUACAAUGUCAUUGUGAAACUGCAAUACGUAAGCCAGUGAACAAAGUAUCCCAGAGUGGCACUGAUUGGUGUUAGAUGUGCCCUGGGUCGGGUGACCAGGAUAUUACCGUGUUCUUAAAAUGGUAUAAUUGACUGAAGGAACUAUUACUCAGUUCGAGGGAACAAUAAUGUAAUCUCGAAGUGUUACUGUAAAUGCCGACUUGUGUCGGACAAAUUUAGACAAUCUUAAGAUGUGGCCUCAUAUGACAGACAGGGUUGAAGUUUAAUAUAAGCAUCUUUGUGGUAGAACUCUUAACUUUCAACGUAGUUUUUACUCAGAUUUGUCCAUGGAAGGUGGAAGGAAGGAGAAGAGCGUUUAGCCUUGGGCACAUUUUUGUAUACGUGGAAUUACGUUACCCCAGAAAGGGAGUUUGUUUAUAAAGAUCAAAUGAGAACGAAAGUAUCGCAGUUAUGUAGCGACUUCAUAGUGGUCCAGGACGGACAGAAAAAAUAAGUCGUUUCAUAUUCUGGUGUGUGGUUUCAGUCUUCAGUUAUAUAUACCGUGGCUGUGAAAUAUUUGAUAUUUCAAUAUUUACCUUUUUUGUACUAAAAUACUCCUUGUUAUAAAAACAAAACCGAGGCAUAUAUCUAUUUUAUACGUUUAUAGAUUGCUUGAAUUACAUGUAUUUAACCAA